Fusarium subglutinans is the source of this 687-nucleotide messenger RNA. RefSeq lists its product as uncharacterized. The record is from RefSeq and is a predicted model, not a curated record. Gene Ontology annotation, molecular function: acyltransferase activity, transferring groups other than amino-acyl groups. NCBI's taxonomy places the organism in Eukaryota, Fungi, Ascomycota, Sordariomycetes, Hypocreales, Nectriaceae. The coding region runs from base 1 to 687 and encodes 228 amino acids. The transcript has a single exon.
AUGACAGUAAAUCAACUUGAGAAACCAGAUUUUAUACAAAUCAAAACCACUCUUACGAAACUACCAUACCCACCAUUCAAGGAGCGCCCGACUGUAAGAACUAAACGUCUUGUUCUCAGGCCGUUCUAUGAAGAUGCUGCCAAUGACCUUUUCCCCAUGCGCGCCCAGAAAGAGGUCAUGAUGUGGACAGCACAAGGCGCUCCAGAUAAGAAUCUCGAGGAAACGCAGAAAUGGGCUGCGCAAAGACUACCGCCGCACGACGAAACCAACUUGUACUACGUGAUCAGUCUCGUUGAAACUGGUGAGGUUAUCGGAGCUGGUGGCACGUAUAGACGAGAGUGUGAGCUUGGCUGGCCGGCGAUUGGAUACGCAUUUCGCAAGGAAGCUUGGGGCAAGGGCUAUGCGACCGAGUUUCUGGUGGCGUUUAUGAAGAUUUGGUGGGGGCUACCGCGGGUUGAGUGUUCUAUCGCUGUGGAUAGGACUACGUUGAGUGAGGAGGAGAUAGUGGCCAGUGUGAAUGGUGCUAUCACGGAGAGAUGUGCUGCGGAGACUAUUAAAGAGAAUAUGGCGAGUAAGCGUGUCUUGGAGAAGGCUGGGUACACCUGGGUUAAAGAAUGGAGGAAUGAGGAGAAGAAUUGGUCUAUCUAUGGAUGGGUGACAACAGCUGCGCAACUGCCUGCAAAUUAG